Molecule: messenger RNA, 1887 nt
Organism: Penicilliopsis zonata CBS 506.65
Lineage: Eukaryota; Fungi; Ascomycota; Eurotiomycetes; Eurotiales; Aspergillaceae
Exons: 1
Coding region: 134-1768 (544 amino acids)
Biological process (GO): transmembrane transport; carbohydrate transport
Cellular component (GO): membrane
Molecular function (GO): carbohydrate:proton symporter activity
Source: RefSeq, a predicted model, not a curated record
GAACAGUCUGGAGGUCGUCUGGAGAUAUUUAUUCAUCGAUCCCUCCACCAUCAUCCCCCAUCUCUCCAUCCCUCCAUCCAUCUGUCUUCUUCACUUUUCUCUUCCUCUCAUCUCUUUCUUCUCCUUCUUCACCAUGACCAAAGUCGAGGAUCCUCAGGUGGAGCGGGUGGAAAAUGCGGGCGCCAAACUGCGGCCGGAACUGGACGAGAUGCAGGGCCGGGCGAUCCAGCAGCAGGAGCACAACCGGGGCUACCUGGAAACGCUGCGACGGGACCCGAAGCUGCUGUUCUGGAUCGGGGUGAUGCUGUGGGCGCUGAUUGUGCGUGGGUUCGAGGGGACGGCGGCCGGGACGGUGAUCAGCAUCCCGGCGUUCAAGGAGCGGUUCGGCAAGUACGAGGCCAGCACGGGCUCGUACUACAUCGAGACGAGCUGGCAGUCGGCGCUGAGCGGCGGCGGCAACGCGUCGGCGAUUGCAGGGGCGUGGAUCGCCUCGUUCCUGUCGGACGUGAUCGGGUUGAAGCCCGUGCUGAUCGGGGCGGCGGCGCUGAACAUCGCGUCGGUGGGCAUCGAGUUCGCGACGACCUCGGUGCAGAUGUUCUUCGCCGGCAAGGUGGUCAACUACGUGGCCAUCGGCGCCCUGCUGAACCUGUGCACGGCGUACGUGGCGGAGAUCUCGCCGCUGGCCAUCCGGGCGUCGGUGAUUGGGUUCUGCAACCUGUCGCAGUGCAUCGGCCCCUUCAUCGCGGCGCUGAUGGCGUACCGCACGGAGAAAUGGACGACGGACUGGUCGUGGAAGUCGCUCAUCUGCACGCAAUGGGGGUUCGGCGUCGUCGCGUUCAUUGCCCUGCUGUUCAUGCCCGAGUCGCCCGUGUAUCUGGUGAAGAAGGGCCAGCUCGCCGCCGCGCGCCAGUCGCUGGGGCGUCUCUACUCGGAUCCGCAGGACGCCGACGGGCAUCUGGUGCGCAUCCAGUUGACUCUGGAGGAGGCCGAGACGCAAAACACGGGCUCGUAUCUCGAGUGCUUCCGUGGCACGAACCGCCGGCGCACGCUGAUCGCCAUCAUGUGUUUCCUGGCCGAGGGCAUGUCGGGCCUGGGGUUCGUGUCCAGCUACGGCGCCCUGAUGUACGAGUAUCUGGGCAUCAGCAGCAGCAAGUCGUUCCGCAUCCAGAUCGGCGCCCAGAUCCUGUCCAUGUCGGGCGCGACCAUCUCCUUCCUGGUCGGCGACUUGUACGGCCGGCGCCCCAUGUAUCUCGGCGGCUGCGUCUGCCUGUGUAUCCUGUUGCUGUGCAUGGGCAUCUCCGGCUCCGUCAACACGGCCGCGGCCACCACCGCCUCGGUCGGCUUCUACGCCAUGUUCAACUUCUUCUACAAUGCCGGCGUCGGCUCCAACGUGUACGCCAUCGCCGGCGAGGUGCCCACCUCGGCCCUGCGCACCAAGACCAUCGCCAUCGCCAUCACCUGUUCCUCCGCCAGCAACACCAUGUGGUCCUUUACCGCGCCCUACAUGUUCAAUCCGGGCUACGGCGACCUCAAGGCCCGCAUCGGCUUUGUCUUUGGCUCCUUCAUGUUCAUCUGGGCCAUUCUCGGCUUCCUCUUUGUGCCCGAGACCCGUCUGCGCACCUACGAGGAGCUCGACGAGCUCUUCAUGAACCAUGUCCCGGCCAGGGAGUUCCGCAAGUACGUCACCGUCGCCGAGACUCGCGCCGCCGAGGCUUUCACCAUCGAGCACAAGUCCAAGGCCAUUGAGCUGGAGGAGGAGUGUGUAUAGUAGAGAGAAUUCUCAGUUAUCAGUUAAGAAUGUAUAUAAUAUCCUGGCGGUGGAGUCAGACGAGGAGUUUAUCUUGAUGCGAUGGGGGGUUACUUCUUACUUCUUAUUUCUAUUCUAUU